This is a messenger RNA of Myodes glareolus (Bank vole), 3634 nucleotides long. RefSeq names its product potassium two pore domain channel subfamily K member 6 (gene Kcnk6). Gene Ontology annotation, molecular function: outward rectifier potassium channel activity; potassium ion leak channel activity. Lineage: Eukaryota; Metazoa; Chordata; Mammalia; Rodentia; Cricetidae. Gene Ontology annotation, biological process: potassium ion transmembrane transport; stabilization of membrane potential. Gene Ontology annotation, cellular component: plasma membrane. The record is from RefSeq and is a predicted model, not a curated record.
CUGCCACUCCCGCGAGGAACAGAAUUGGAAGGGACAUCAGGCAGGAAAGAACUUGGUCACCCUUCCCAUCCCGUCCAUCUCCCGGAUCCAGGAGCGUCGGGCUCCACCCUCCCAGGUCCUGUCCCCACACCUGAUGUUUGGGCGUGCCUCAGUUUCCCAGUAGCAGGGCGUUCCGCCAGCCCCGCUCCUCCCCUUUUUCCUCUUCCUCUUCGAGGCGUCGGUGGCCGCGCCUGGAGCUCCCGGAACUAAAAGCAGACCACGGGCGGUGGGCCGACGGGGGCCACGUCAGCGGGUGGCGGACUGUGAGGGCACCAUGCGGCGGGGCGCGCUCCUGGCCAGUGCCCUGGUCGCCUACGCCGGGUACCUGGCGCUGGGCGCGCUGCUGGUGGCUCAGCUGGAGCGGCCGCACGAAGCCCGACUGCGGGCAGAGCUGGGGGCGCUGCGGGAGCAGCUGCUGCAGCACAGCCCGUGCGUGGCGGCGCCAGCCCUGGACGCCUUCGUGGAGCGGGUACUGGCGGCCGGACGGCUGGGACGGGCGGUGCUGGCCAAUACCUCGGGACCCGCCAACGCUUCAGACCCCGCCUGGGACUUCGCCUCAGCGCUCUUCUUCGCCAGCACACUAGUCACUACCGUGGGCUAUGGCUACACGACCCCGCUGACAGAUGCGGGCAAAGCCUUCUCAAUUGUCUUUGCGCUCCUGGGUGUGCCCACCACCAUGCUGCUCCUGACUGCCUCGGCCCAGCGCCUGUCACUGCUGCUUACCCAUGCACCCCUGUCCUGGCUGAGCUUGCGUUGGGGCUGGCACCCCCAGCGGGCAGCCCGCUGGCACCUGGUGGCCCUGCUGGUGGUCAUAGUGGCUGUCUUCUUCCUGGUGCCAGCUGCGGUUUUCGCCUACCUGGAGGAGGCCUGGAGCUUCCUGGAUGCCUUCUACUUCUGCUUCAUCUCUCUGUCCACCAUUGGCCUGGGGGACUAUGUGCCUGGGGAAGCCCCUGGCCAACCUUACCGGGCCCUCUACAAGGUUCUUGUCACAGCAUACCUUUUCCUGGGCCUGGUUGCCAUGGUGCUGGUGCUGCAGACUUUCCACAAUGUGUCUGACCUCCAUGGCCUCACCGAACUCAUCUUGCUGCCCAGUCCGGACCCUGCCAACUUCAGUCCGGAUGAGGAUGACCAGGUGAACAUUCUGGACACCCAGACAGAUCUGCACCAGCACCUCUCAUCUGGCUCCCACGCUAACUAUGCCUCCAUCCCCAGGUAGCUGGGUAGGUGCUCUCAACAUGGAUACACCUGGCCAGGGCUUUGGACCCCAUGUGUCUAGAGUGAACCAACAAGAGGGCCCUCGCACGCUCUCCUGACUCUCAAGGCCCUCCGCUGGGAGCAGAGGAGUAGCUGCUCUGCGCCCAUGUCCUCAGCUGCUCAGGGAACCACCACAGCCGCUUUCUCUUCCUUCCUCUUCUCUCAUUUCUUCACAUACUCGGACCCCUUGAGCCUUCUGACUUAGUUGGUGAGAGCGGUGCUUUAACGUGUCUUGUUCUUUUCUUAUGUCUCGUUCUCUCCUGUCGCAUCAUUCACACCUCAGCUGCCGGUUCUUCCGGGCCCUGGGCCUGGGCUUCACUUCAGCCACUGCGUUAGUGGCUCUGUCUUGGUCAAGUGAUUUCCCCGUUCUAAACUCUGAUCUCCUCUGCUAUCUGAUGCAAAGAAUAUCAGACUGGUUCGCAGCCCUCACUUCUGCCCUUCUACUGGUUCUGUGCCAGGCACAUAGCAGCAGAAUAACAGUAGAAGUGGCUUGGGCUCUGUUCUUUCUGUUGUUUUGUUUUGUUUUGUUUUUCGAGGCAGGGUUUCUCUGUAGCUUUGGAGCCUGUCCUGGAACUAGCUCUUGUAGACCAGGCUGGUCUUGAACUCACAGAGAUCCAUCUGUCUCUGCCUCCCGAGUGCUGGGAUUAAAGGCAUGGGCCACCACUGCCUGGCCUUGGGCCAUGUUCUUACAGGGCUCACCAACUAGUGAGGUAGACUCACCUACUGGUCCUUUGCCCAGGCUCUGGAAGAGACAGAGUAGUUAGGAUUGAGGAAAGGAUCUGAAAUGUCCAGGUGGACUUCCUAGAAGAAGGGACAAGAGCUAACCCAAGACCUGCCAGUCAAGAGAAGAAAUUGUCCCUUCUUUUCAGGUGUCUACGGCUCAUAGUACUUGUGGAAAGAGGCCUGGGAUGGGCCAGCAUCUCCCUCAGUGGCGUGGCAGGCAAGGAACUGAUCCAGGAUAUGAACCCAGAUUCAAGGAGCAUGGGAGGUGUCACUUAAUAUAGUCCAUGGUGAUGCUGUAUCUGUUUACUGAGCACUAAUGGAUGGCCCUGUGUUCUGAGCCAGUUUUCCUGGGUGUACCCUGUAACAGGGCUGUACCCUGCCCGUGCAUUUGAACAGGUGCUCUACCUCUGGGUUCUGUGUUUGCUAAAUGCUGAUCAUAAUAAUACUAUUCCAAAAGACGACGUCAGCCGAAGACGUCAGCCAGGUGUAGUAGCACGUGCCUGUAAUCUAAGCUGAAGCAGGAGGCUUGAGAUUUCCAGGCCAGGCUGGGCUACACAGCUGGAAUGAGGUAUUAAAAUAAUAAUAAUAAUAAAGAUAACAGUAACAAUCAAUACAUAUAAGCAAAGGGUUAUAGUGCCAGGCCAAAGAUACCAGAGAAGGCUGUAGCCCACACACCCUCAUGGCUGGGACUUACUGUAUUUAUACAUUUAUAUCACUUAGAAAGGGUUUCACUGUAACAAACCCUUGACUGGCACUGUCUGAGUUAACCUAAUUGUUACAUUGUAAUUGGACAGAGCACACAGAGUACACAGAGUGCCCACAGGGUGGGGUUUGGGUGGGUGCGAAUCAGGGCCAUGAUGCUCUCCACAGUUUUGAAGGGUCUACUGGCCCUGGAUUCAGCCUCUUUCUUCUGUUUCUCUCCACUGAAGGCUUAGCUCCCAUGUGUGCUCUCCCCCUGGUGUCCAAAUGGCCGUCACAAACCUAGACAAGCUCUUUCUAGGGCAUGCCAUAGAAACUUCAACCAGAGUCCUGAACUUUAAGGAAGGCUAGCUCAUCCGCAAAUCAUGCUAGAAAGUCUGUCGUUGUCCGAGAGAAGCCCGGACCAUAAAUUAUCUCUCAGACCAGCGUGGAGGUGUAGGAUUAAUUGAGGCACAACUCAAAUGGCUUUAUCUGGAGGGAGUUUUCAGGGAUCCCUCAUGAAAUCCCAAGUUCACAUCCUGAAAAUUCACCCAGGUUUAUUCUCCAAACAGCUUUUAUACCCAAAUGUAAACUGAGGGGGAAAAUUUAUUAGCAUUCUGUUUCCUAGGUAGCCGGGAGAAUUACUGUGGUCACGUCCACACCUUUCUAUGCCCAUUUUGUCACAUCUUCCUAUCUAUGUCUGCUCUGUCAUGUAGACUGAAUUAACACCUCUUUCCCAGGCGACCUCCCAAAUUACCAAAAGUUAGCAGCGUGACAUUGCCAGAUCCUGACCCUUUGUUUAGGAUGGCAUCAGUUUGUCUGGAAAGGCUAGGUGACCAAUGGUGUGGGAGAAUUGUCUGUAUUCUGUCAAUCAUAUUUUAAUAAAACGCUGAUUGGCCAGGCAGGCAGUAUAGGCGGGAAAGCCAGACAGGAAGUAGAG